Molecule: messenger RNA, 1302 nt
Organism: Cloeon dipterum
Lineage: Eukaryota; Metazoa; Arthropoda; Insecta; Ephemeroptera; Baetidae
Product: major royal jelly protein 1-like
Exons: 4
Coding region: 1-1302 (433 amino acids)
Source: RefSeq, a predicted model, not a curated record
AUGACGCCAUUCUUCGUCGCCAUUUUGUUGCUCGGCCUUUCGUCCAUGGCCACCGCCACGAACUUAUUCUCUCAGGUCUUCGAAUGGCCCGAUGGAUUGGACUACGAGUGGCCCUCUGAGGCAAACAGGACACAGGAAGAUGAAACUUUGGAACCAGAUGAUAUUGUGCCUCUUUACAUGGCAGCAUACGGACCAAAGAUCUUCCUCAGUCUUAAGAAAUAUGGUAAUAUCCCGAUGAGUCUGGUGUCUCUGCCGACGAGAAGUGCGUCCUCCGCACCUCCGAAACUCACUCCAUUCCCUUCGUGGGACAUGCAUGAAAAUGAAAACUGGGAAAAGUGCAACAAAAUUGAAGAAGCCAAAGGGCUGGAAGUGGACUCCAUUGGCAGGCUGUGGGUGCUCGAUGAGGCCAGCUCCAAAUCCAAUUGCAGAGCCAAACUAUGGAUUUUUGAUUUAAACUCCAAUAAAACCGAACUCGUUCAUCAUUUCUAUUUUCACGACCCGAUACACGACUUGGUGCUGGACGAAACGCCAAACGGAACCUUCGCCUACAUCUCGCGUCAGAGUAAACAACACAUUGUCGUGUUUAGUUUGGAGCAAAAUGAAUCUUGGAAGGUGAACACGUCAGGACUCGCGGUUUCGUCCAUUGCCCUAUCCCCUAAGAAUCAGGAACCGAGAACGCUCUACCUCAGCGAAUACGAAUCCAGUGAACUGUAUUCAAUUUCCGUCGCCGCUCUCCGCAACGGAACUCGAACUGCAAAUCCGGAACUAAUCGGAAACUGGACUGCAAAGCAAUCGUAUAGAAUGCUAUUGGACAACCACGGGACAAUGUAUGCCGCCUUUCAGUGGGAAAACUACACAUCUUCUUGGAACUCUUCCCAGCCAUUUCAGGAGCAGCGUUUUUAUGAGGCCGCUGAUCUUCUUCCAUUUUAUUGGCAAUUCACUUUUUCCUUGGGCCAAAGUGGAUCUCUCUGGAUGAUGGUGUUUGAUGAAUAUAGUAAUCCAAGAUACGCGCUCUUGAAGGCUGAAAUAGGAGCAAAGUCAUACAUCUUCGAGGAUCUGCCUGAAGAAUCCAUUUUGUGGCACCUGUUUGGCAUCAUUCUGUCCGGCUCCAUCGUAUUUAGUGUGGUCAUUUUUUGGCGCAACCUGAGACAGAAGAGGAUCAAUUCCCUUUCCCGAAUCAUCACUAAAGAGCUCACCAAAUACCGCACCACGAGUCCCACAAUGACGUUUAUUCCACGCCCACUCUCUCCUGAUCUCAAUAUAAGAGCAGCCGAAAAAUCCAAGCUUGGAACCGACGAUUAG